AUGUUUUCCGUGAGCAAGAGAGACAAGUCGUACAGAGACAGCUUUUCGCAUCGAGCUGGAAAAUCGAUGAGCAGUAAGAGGCAAAAGUCGUUCAAAGAAUAUGGCACAUCGAAACGCAUCAGCACGAUACAACCAGUCGUACAACAGCCGUCUGCGCAAUCGUCACCGAGAAGUGCCAGCUCUCCCACAUCACCAAAUCUCAACUCCGCCAUCGUCACCAUCGCCAUCGGAUCAGAACAGAGACUAUUUGCUGCUCACGAGGAUGUCCUGUCGAAGUCCCCUGCGUUCGCCCAACAGAUUCGCAAACAAUUCUUCGAAUCAAACGGCAAGCGUAUCGAUAUACCAAACGAACUCCCCGAGGUCUUUUCAGCAAUACUAGAGUACUUAUACAAAGGCGACUACACACCCAAGCUUGAGUACGACAAGAAACAUCAGAGCUGGUUUCUUGAUGAUGGAGAUGCCGCGAACGGGAUGACAGAGAGCACGGUCCGCACAUCUGACAAUCAUGUCGUCCUCAAAGACACUGUUAUCUACUGCUCGGCAGCUCGUUAUGGCCUGGCCGACCUUCAACGACUGGCAUUGAAGAAGCAAGGACUGCAAUCUGGAGUGCAAUGCGGCACAAUCUUGUCGUCAGCUCGCUAUGCCUAUGCUAACACGCCGGCAUCCGAUUCAAAGCUUCGAGCACAUUACCUCGCCCUCAUCAUCCGGAGUCGCAGCACGUUCAAGCGUAGCGGCACUAUGCAAAUGCAAAUGGAAGCAGGUGGUUCGCCACUUUUUUUCGACUUGUUCGUAGCUAUGGUGAACCACCUCGACGACAUUACCUCCAGCGCACGAUCGCCACGCUCCUAG
Cercospora beticola is the source of this 849-nucleotide messenger RNA. RefSeq names its product BTB/POZ domain-containing protein. Lineage: Eukaryota; Fungi; Ascomycota; Dothideomycetes; Mycosphaerellales; Mycosphaerellaceae. The record is from RefSeq and is a predicted model, not a curated record. Gene Ontology annotation, molecular function: protein binding.